Molecule: messenger RNA, 3342 nt
Organism: Morus notabilis
Lineage: Eukaryota; Viridiplantae; Streptophyta; Magnoliopsida; Rosales; Moraceae
Exons: 5
Coding region: 233-3130 (965 amino acids)
Source: RefSeq, a predicted model, not a curated record
UGUCGUGUCGAGUCUCUCUAAUCCAACAGUCUCUGUACGGAGGUUUCCUGUUCCGUGUAAAAUCUUCUAUGUCUUGUAGAAUUAUUACACAGAAAUGUUGAUGAAUGUGCUUUGUAUUUUGACAAUGCCGAACUGGGUUUUCAAGAUGUGAGGCUUCUUCGUUGGAUUUUGGUGGAGAUUUUUGUCUUUCUUAAGUCGCUGAGCUUUUGGGUUUGUGUUGUUGUGGGAAGAAAUGAGUGAGAGUGGGGGGAAAACGUCGUCGUCUUUGGCGAUUACAGAGAAGCGGACGACGACGAACAGGCUUGGUGGUUGUGUUGGGAUUUUCUUUCAGCUCUUUGAUUGGAAUCGCAGGUUUGCUAAGAAGAAGCUCUUCUCCAAGAAAUUGCUUCCUCCUGUUCGUGCAAAACAAUCUUCUAAGAAGUUUAAAGGAGAUGAAAAAAUGCCCACAUCAAAGCUUCACUUGAUUGCUGAUGAGAACAAGGGAGGCUUCCCAAACAUGAAGAAACUUGGGAAUCGUAGUGUUGAUUCAGAGCACAAAAGCUAUGAAACACGAGCUCCUGGUUUGGUUGCUCGGCUUAUGGGUCUUGAAUCCAUGCCUGCUAUACGCGAGAAGCCCCAAAAGGCUUCUUUCUUUGAUGCUUGUGAUAAAGGAGAGAAGAAAUUUGUGAAUAAUAACUGUGGUGGGUCUGGGAGAGAAGAUACGAGUUUGGAGAGAGGAAGUCCGAAGCUUGACUCUCGACCUCAGAAGCUUCAAAAAACUGGUCAGUUUGAUAGAAAAGCAGUGACUAGGUUUGGAGCUGAAUCAGCAUUUCAAAUAAAGAGCGUUUUGUCGAGGUCAAGAAAGUAUCAUCACCACCAUCCUAAGUUUGUUUCUCCGGUCAAGAGCCCGAGGAUUCCAUCUGGGAAGAAUGUUUCUCGGACCUCGCGGUUGAUUGAUGCAGCCACUAAGAUUUUGGAACCGGGGCUGCAAUCUACAAGCAAAUCGAAAAAUGCGCUCACAUACUCAGCUUCUGUUCAUUAUCAUCAUCACAGCAAUGAGGGUGUAGCAGGGAGAGCGGUGAUUAAACCAGAGGAGCAGAGUAAACAGUCUGGUUAUAGUGCUAAUGCGGCCAAGUCUUUGAUGGGACAAACUUCUUGCAAAAAUUGCGGUAAUUUGCUUGAUGUUGUGGACUGCAGACCAAAUGUGGAUGAAGGGCCAUCUGGGUUUCCUUCUUUUGCUUCAAAUUUUGUUAACGGUCCCUCUUCUGAGGGAACGGGAAGGAGUAACCCAAGAAUACCCGUGUCAUCCUUUGGCCAAGGAACGGAACCGGUUUUUCAGAGAAAUUGGGACCAGCCUAUGUCUCUUGGUGCUCAAAAGAAGGAAGAAAUGGACAAUGUACAAUCAAAUAGUAAAGCUGUUACGGAGAGAAAGUCUUUGCCUCGUGAAGGUCUGGCUCCAUGGCCGUCAUCGAGCCAACCAUGUACUUUUCGGAGCAAUUCGACGACUUCUGUUGAAUUAAAGCAGAGAACUCAAAUUCAAGAGCAGAUGCCUUUAGCCAGGGAUAGAACUCCAGCCAGGUCCAACUCUAAACUAAACAAUUUGGAAAGCAGAAGAGUCUCAUCGGCUGCAAAUGCUGUUAGAGGUUCCAAAGAUUUUGUUUCCUUGAACAGAAACCUAAGUGGCCGCACCAGACCAAAGGUUCCCUCUAAAGUGGAAAGCUCUAACAAGUUUGUUCCAGAGAAGAAAGCUUUUAAUGGAAGGGAUGAGAGCUUACCACCAUUAAGAAGCUCAGUACGGAAAAGGAGGACAACAAAUGUUAAUGACCAAUUCGUAACUAGCGGUUUUGUUAGUUCAACUGCUACAAAACCAGGGAACAUUCAGUAUGAUUCUCUCAAGGGAAAAGGGUUUGGACUUAAUGCUCACUCGAUUAACUGUACUUUUGUUAAAAGUGGAUCAGCUAGUGCAGCAGAAGGUAAUGGAGUCGCUAAAAGUAAUAGCAAUGAUGUUAUUUCUUUCACUUUUAAUUCACCUAUAAGGCAAAAACCUGGAACCUCAAUGGAAAAGGAGAAGACCAUGGAUGAUGAGAUAAAGAAGUCUUUUCAAAAACCAUUCUCUUUGAAAGGGGAUUCUAUAGCUGCCAUUGUUGAGCAAAAGUUGAAGGAACUGACUAGUCAAGAAGAUGAUGAAUUUGCCAUAGGCGGUCCACCGAAGAGAUCUACUGCUAUGAUUCUGCAGGAGUUAAUAUCUGCUUUGACGGCCGAGCGGCCAGAUAUAGCCUCACCAUCCACUGCUGAAGGAAAGCAUGAAAAGUAUGCUAGAUUUUGUCAUGUCGCUGACCACUUGAGCCCUGGAUCUGUUCUUGAAGCUUCAUUCUCUUCUAGUAGUCUGGACGGUAGCUCAGGACAUAGGUUUUGCACCGAUUCUGUGGAUUACUCGAGCGAUCAGCUGCAUUACGCCAGUGAUCGGUUGCGUUACUUGGGACCCGAUGCUGAUCUUUUGGAUUCUGCUACCUCAAUGGAAGAAGAGGUGGCUGGUUGCGAGAGGCUGAUGGCUCUUAUUGGCAACGUUUCUCGAAUAUUAGAUACUGUUGGCGUUGCUGGGGGAAGAUUGACAAGAAGCAUGCUGUCUCAUGCAAAGGAUGUCAUUGUGAAUGCUGAAAUCUUGUUUGGAAAUGUGAUGCUACAUAGAUUAGAUGGAUUGGAAGGCCUUUUCAUUGGUCCGAUACUUCUCGAACUGGAAACUGUUGCUAAUGUUGCUUGGACAAAUAUCAACGCCUUUUCUGGUAUGGAUGCUGACAAAGGGGGAAAUCAAAUUAGGGGGUUUCUUUUUGAUUGUCUGAUAGAAUGUUUAGACUCCAAGUAUGUAAAAUACCAUUACUUAGGAUCCAGAGCACGCACAAGACUCCUCGCUUUCAUGAACAGGGAGAGCAUAAUUGGAGAAGUGGAAAAGGAGAUGAAGAAAUGGACAAGUUUAGCUGGGAUGAUUACAGACGAGAUAGUAGAACGGGAAAUGAGUCAUGGCCUGGGGAAAUGGACUAAUUUUGAUAUCGAAGCUUUUGAGUCCGGUGAUGAAGUUUGUGGUGACAUUCUUGGAGAUUUAGUAGAUGAAACUUUGAUUGACCUCAGGGAAUGCUGGCAAGGUUCCUUUUGAAAUUCAGAACUCCCCUCCUGCUUCCGAUUUCCUGUUUAGUCUGUUUAGUGGUUAUAACCUGCGACAUCUUUGUAAUCCAAUGGAUAUGAUAAAUUUUUGUACAAAUUAGUGAAAUGGUAUUAGUGCAGAGGCUAUUUGAUUGUUUGGAUGAACUGUCCAUAGAUGCUUGUUGGAAUGUAAUUUGUUAUGAACGUAAAUAACUAGUUCAGUAA